Messenger RNA from Paramuricea clavata, 1084 nucleotides. The record is from the annotation of a GenBank genome assembly. Lineage: Eukaryota; Metazoa; Cnidaria; Anthozoa; Malacalcyonacea; Plexauridae.
AUGGAUCGCCAGUCGUACAACCUGUGGACGAAGAGAUUUUGGCAGUUGCACCUGCACGUCAAAAUAUUGAAAGUAAUCGAACUCAAGUAAGUGUUCUUGUCUUAUGUUUAAAAAUAAUCACAUUUUAUAGUAUUUUAUUUAUAGUGUUUUUUGAACAGUAUACUACAGAACGUGUAUUUGCAUAUUGAGUAUUUAUUUACUUAGUUUUGUGAAUGCAAGAAUACAUGCAGCAAGCGAAGUGGGAGGAAAAGACGUGGGUGCCCGUGUCGCGAUGAUAUGCUUGCUUGCACUCAGCAAUGCUCAUGUGGAACAAAAAAGCUCUUUGCAGAAAGAUACGAACGCUGGAAGAAACGCUUUCGAGCACCAUCGAAUUGCUGUUGAAGAAGCCAGACAACAAAUAACGGUAGGGAUAUAAACGAACUUUGCUUUCAGUUGCCUUAUACCUACCUGUCUGGAAAGUUUAAAGCAAAAGUGCUGACUGAAUACAUCUUUAGUCCAUACAGUUUGUUCCAAGUUUGUGCCCUUCAGUUACUUUUAUAAACAACUGUACGACAAAAUUUGUAACGGAUGCGAUCAUCAUUUAAAUUCCAGUGUUGGUAGCCUGUAUCUUUGUGGUUGUAUUAAAAUGUUCAGCACACGUGUAAACAUGAGAAAAGUAUUGUUGGCUUUUAAAUAUUAAUAUUUACUUUUGUUACAGGACUUUAUUACCAAUUUGAAUGGAGAGCAAAAGGACAAAAUAUUGUUAGAAAUAUUGUCAAAUGGCAAAGGAAGUUUGGAUUUUGCAAUAAAUCUGGUGCAAUUUGGAGGAGACCCACCCAUGCAGCCUCAAACAAAACCAUCCUGGUGUACAUGUGGGGUAUGCCGACCAAUGCCAACGGAUCAAGAGAACAAAUGUUGUGGAAAAAUAAAGUGCACAACAUCAUAUGUGACAUUCCAGAACACUUGUCUCGAGAGAGAUGUAUUAAUUAUGGCUAUUAGAGGAAGAUGUGAUUUGAGGGCAGAAGAACCCGACUAUUCUACAAACAGUUUUAGGAAGGCGACAUACCUACAUUUUAUGGAGGUACAAAAAGUUAGGGAAGGGUAA